Malaclemys terrapin pileata is the source of this 6118-nucleotide messenger RNA. It is a transcript of the gene ZC4H2, whose product is annotated as zinc finger C4H2-type containing. The record is from RefSeq and is a predicted model, not a curated record. Gene Ontology annotation, biological process: positive regulation of neuron differentiation. Bases 119 to 793 code for a protein of 224 amino acids. Lineage: Eukaryota; Metazoa; Chordata; Testudines; Emydidae. Gene Ontology annotation, cellular component: nucleus. The transcript has 5 exons.
CAUAUGCCUGGAGUGGGUGGCUACAUUGUGUCUAUUGUAUGGGUUGAUUUUUGUUUUGUUUUGUGUUUUGGGGCUGGCAUUUUGUACAUCACGGGAGGUUUAAAUUGGAGUGAAAAGCAUGGCUGAUGAGCAAGAAAUCAUGUGCAAACUGGAAAGCAUCAAAGAGAUCAGGAAUAAGACUUUGCAGAUGGAAAAGAUCAAGGCACGCCUGAAGGCAGAGUUUGAAGCCCUGGAAUCGGAGGAGAGGCACCUGAAGGAAUACAAGCAGGAGAUGGACCUUCUGCUGCAGGAAAAGAUGGCCCAUGUGGAGGAGCUGCGGCUGAUCCAUGCUGACAUAAAUGUGAUGGAGAACACCAUCAAGCAGUCUGAGAAUGACCUCAACAAGCUCUUGGAGUCCACUCGGCGCCUGCAUGAAGAGUACAAACCCCUUAAGGAGCACGUAGAUGCCCUACGGAUGACUCUGGGCUUGCAGAGGCUGCCAGAUCUGUGUGAGGAGGAAGAGAAACUCUCUCUUGAUUACUUCGAAAAGCAGAAAGCUGAAUGGCAGACAGAACCCCAGGAACCUCCCAUUCCAGAAUCUCUGGCUGCAGCUGCAGCUGCUGCCCAACAGCUACAAGUGGCUAGGAAACAGGACACCAGACAGACAGCAACUUUCAGACAACAGCCACCUCCAAUGAAGGCCUGUUUAUCAUGUCACCAGCAAAUUCAUCGGAAUGCACCGAUAUGUCCACUCUGCAAAGCAAAGAGCCGGUCUCGGAAUCCCAAAAAACCCAAGAGGAAACAGGAUGAGUGAAACACAGAAAAUCCAUGGAGAAAACAUGUGACCCAUCCUAAUCCCUUUCCAGUAGAACUGUAAACGUGGCCAGUUUAUUGAAGUGCAGACUUAAGUAUGACUUACCCAUUGUUUUCUAGCUAAUGUGACGUAAGCACAAUGUUUCUGUUCCGUCUUAAUUUCCAUCCAGUCCUCACAUUCUGGUUUUAGGAGAAGUGCUGAUGGUGCUACAUUUCAACAUUUUAGUCAUUCCAUCUUUUUGACUCCUAAGCCAAAUGGAACUUCUAUUGCAAGUAGUCUGAAUGCUGAUGAGCACAUUGUAGAUCUGAUUGCAGAGAACGACAGAUGAUCCCUCCUGUGAAGAUAUAUUUGAGGAUACAUGUUUCCUAGUUAAAUACAGUAGACCUAAGGUACCACUACUGUACUUGCCAAAAUGUCCCUGUGUUUUUUCUAUCUCUACACUGUUUGCCACACAGUAUCUUUUGCUAAAAAGCAGGCACUGUCUAUAAAACCAGAAUAUUCUUAAUGAUCAAGUGUUACUACAGCAAGUUGUUGUUGUUUUUUGAGAGAGAGAGAGAGUUGUUGCUAAAAGAUUACUCUAAUUUUCUCCUAACAGAAACCCACUUGAGGCACAGAAGUUGCUGAAUAUCCAUUUGCUAUGCUAAAGACCCAUGCCUUGACCUAACCAGCAAGAUUACAUAGGCUAGAUAUAGAGUAAAACUCAGCGUAUCCAAGGAUUUGGUGGUAUAUCUGAAAUGACCAGGAAAAAUAGGGAUAUGGGCACAGGGGGGAUAAACAUAUAGUUCAGUUUUAUGGGGUUUGAUUGUAUGGUUCCUACAGAACUGGAUUAAAAUUUGAGAAGGGGAUUAAGCCAUUGUAUCCAUAUUAAUAUUAAAUGAUGUUUAGCAUCUUAAUUAGGCCAUUUUCAGCAAUCAUAAAACAGACUUCAAUUCAAUUAAGAACUAACUAAGGCCUCAACAGCAUUUGUGGAUUCCUGGGCUCUGCAGCCAAAGAGCUAACUAGUUCUUCAGGGGAAAUCAUAAAAUACCCUGGAUUUUAGUGAUCAUUAACUGCAAUAUUAGCCAUUCUAAACCUCCUUUCCCCCUUACAACUGUGGGUCAAAAUCAGCUUUAGAGUAGGCAGGUACAACGCCCAUUGAAGUCAUAAGGAAUUUCACUUGUGCACUCCUCAGUAGUGAUGGUUGAAAAUUUUAUGGUGAAAACUGAGUUUUUGACAAAAGGAAGUUUUCACCAGAUGAGUGCACUUUCCUAUAAAAACUUCUUGUUUUUCAACAAAAAAAAUUAAAAAUUUUCCACAGAAAAAAGCCAUUUUCCAACCAGCUCUACUCCAGAGCUGAUUUCCACUUCUUGCUCUACACGUGCCAACAGAGCUCUGGCUGGAGUAUCUAUCAGAUUCCCCUGAUAUAGGGUGAGCGCCUUUCCUUAUUUCAGCCAAAGUAAGAGUAGCUUCUCUGAGGAAGGGCAAGAACAGGGACCUAGAACCUCCUGGUUUCUAAUCCCAACUAUACCACUUAGUCCUGGUGCCCUGAGAACAUAACUAACUGCUUUGUGAUUGACACUCUUCAGUAGGCCUGAUAAUACUGACUUGUCUCACAGGGGGAUUGUGCAAAUUAAAGAGCCUUGAAUAUUAAGAAUAUUUCUAAAGUACUAAAUAUUCUUUUCAAUAACACUUGGGAUUACAGAAGGAGGGAGCCCCUUCCCUAGGUUUUUAUCCUCCCCUCUCCAUUGCCCCAAUCCUUCAUCCAUACUUGUGCUGGAGUGGUUGUAUUAAGGCAGAGGACCCCAAACUGUGGGACAUCCCCCACAGGAGGGCAUGGAGGAAUGUUCAGGUUUGGGGGGGCCCCAGGCCAGCCCCCAGGGAGAGCAGAGAGGGAGGGACAUCCAGCCCCUCUCUGACCCAGUUCAUCUCCAGCCCCAGCCUGGGCCCCCGGCUCCCGAUCCUGAACACAGCUCCACUCUUAGCCCCGGGCCCUGACCCGGCUCCCGACCGCAGCUCCUCAAGGGUGGGGGUGGGGGGAGAAUAGAUUCCAUUACUGGUAAGGGGAGGCGUGACAGAAAAAGUUUGGGGACCACUGCAUUAAGGAUUUUUGUUUGUUAGUUAAACACAGAAUAAGCCACACCCUGGCCUCUGGUGAGGAGACUUUACUUGCUACUGGGGACCGUACAAGCCCACAUAAAAAGCUUUUGCUGGCCAAAGCACAUGAAUUGCCCUAAGGAUUAGGAAGGCAAAGGCUUGGGGUCCCAGGAAAUGGUGGGAGUGGCAGCCAGGAUGGUGAAACUUGUUUCAGUCGUCUGUCUGUUCUUCUGUAUUUUCCCCACAAAGUCUCUUCCUUUAAGGACCACAAAGGGAAUGAUGGGUGAAAUAGCUCUUCCCUGCUCUAAUUUGUCUACCAGUUAGGCCACGUUUCUAACAUACCAGUUUUAGUUAAUUAAUUUCCAGACCCACAUUUUCUUUCUUGUUCACUUCUCAACACCAUCCUAGAGUUUUAUCAGUACACCUUUGAGUUUGGACUAAUUCCGUUUUUCUGUCUGGUUUUCUUGCACCUGUUUAUACCAUUCUGCAUAAAGAAUAACUUGACCUACUUUUCAUGAUUAAUUCCCAACAGGCAAAACGUUAUAGGCCCAGUUGUCCCAACGGGAUUUUAUUGAAGUGAGCCACUUAUUGCAAGUUUAGUUCAUCUUGUAGUGUUGUAAUAGUUUCAUAACCAUAUAAACAUCUAUCAGCAGCGAGAGCACUCAGAACCUUCUGCUCCUGAAAAUACAGGCCUCUGCCACUCAAUAUAAAUGGGCAUUUUUCUGUUAGAUUUAGUAUUAGGACUAAGAGCCUCUAUGGGAUAUAGCCACUAGAAGGUAAUCUGAUCAGACACAUUCUUGAUCAAAUCUGACAUUCCAUUCAGUAGAGGGCAGUGGUGACAUUGACUGACAGUCUUUUAUGUCUUGACUCCUGUUUAUUAAAAAUAAACGCUGGAUUCUACUUUUAAAUGUUGAAAGGCCAUAUGCUACCUUCCCUCAAUAGUGCGACUCCUGUUGGGGUUAAUGGAAAAUGUGUAUAGUUAGAAGGCAGCAUAAGGGCCCUUAAUCUGAAUUCAUGAGAGGGAGCAUUAUCCUGUUAAUAGCAUAUAUACAUAACUUCAAAAAGUAAUGACAAUGGACAUUGGGCAAAUGGGUCUGCAACGAAGUAGUUUGCUCAGAAAUGUAGAUUUGUAAAGUCCUUGUGACAUCCUGUCCUGUGGAUAGCUGAAGGGAUAGACGCUGUCCUGACUACUCUCACUUCACUGUUACAUUCCAGAGUUACUUCCUCCUUGGGGAUUUCUAGAGCAGAGCUCUGACUGAACUGAAGAGUGCUUGGAGAUGCACCAUUUUCUAAAUCAGUGAUCUGCACUUUUUUUUUUUUUUUUUAAUCUAGUCUCUGGCACCUUCGUGUUCAACAAGCUAACUUUUUUUUAAAAUAAGGAAAAACACAUUUUUAUAAUAUGUGCAUGUAGCAUAUCUAGUUUAUACCAAUCAUGUAUUAGUAUUUACAUGGCUGUUUUCAUAUUCUUUACAAAGCUGUGCCAUAUCAAUAGCGUGCUUUGUUGGUUUUGUAUUUUUUCUUUUUUACAAAAUUGUGCCAUAUGAAUAAUGUGCAUUUCUAGUAGUAAGUCAAACUAUGACCCCAAGGAGUCAAAAGUUGUUUAUGUAUUUAAGGGAGAGGGGUUCUUUCAUAGGGAAAACAGUAUUCCCCUGUUACCACUAUUGCAGAUUGCAAGAAGAUUAUUGGAUGGCUUCUGACAUGACAGCACUGGGCCCUUUCCUUUCCUCUCAUCUUUUUUCUCGUUAAGAGACUAUACAAACCUAUAUUAUGAAAUAUUGAUUUCAGGGGCCUCAUUUGCUAUGGGGAAAGGGGGGCAGCGGUCCCUCGAGACUUCUCAUAGGUUUGUAUGCUCCAUUAUGUCUUCCAUUUUUUGCAAUCCCCCUUCCCCCCCCCCCGAGACUUUGUAGAUUAUAAUAUAAUCACAUAUAAUUUUCUAUAUGAUGACACAACUUUGCCACCUCGUCCAUCUGUCCAGAAUUUUUCUGAAAUGACACCCCUUAUUGAUUUCUUGCUCUUUUAGGUAUAUGAGCAAACUAUCUGCACCAUAGUUUUUAUUAUAUAAUUUCUGUAUUUUCUGGUAAAGUAAAAGCCUCUAAAGAUCAACAGUGGCCUCUAAUUUUGCACCUAUGAAUAACUUUGACAAUUCAUAUUUUAAUAUGUGCACUCAAGAGUUAACUGAUGGUUGUCAGGUGUCGGGUUUUUGACUGGAACACCUGGUUGAAAAGGGACCCUGGCGGUUCCGGUCAGCACUGCUGACCGGGCCGUUAAAAGUCCAGUUGGCGGCGUAGGCAGGUUCCAUGCCCGGCUCCCAGGAAGUAGCCGGCAUGUCCCUCUGGUUCCUAGGCGGAGGCGUGGCCAAGGGGGCUCUGCGUGCUGCCCCCACCCCGAGUGUCAGCUCCGUGGGUCCCAUUGGCCAAUGGGAUCUGCGGAGGCAGCCCCUGCAGGCACGCAGAGCCCCCUGGCCGCACCUCCACCUAGGAGCUGGAGAGACAUGUGGUCACUCCCCAGGAGCUGCCUGAGGUAAGUGCCACCCAGAGUCCGCACCCCGAACCCCUUCCUGUUCCCCAACCCCCUACCCCUGCCCUAAGCCCCCUCCCGCACGCUGAACCCUUCAGCCCUGGCCCCACCCCAGAGCCCAUACCCCCCCCCCCGUACCCCUGCCCCAGCCCGGAGCCCCCUUCCAUACCCUGAACCCCUCAGCCCCACCCCAGAGACCACACCCCCAGCCGGAGCCCUGCCCCCCUCCUGCACCCCAAGCCCCUGCCCCAGCCUGGUGACAGUGAAUGAAGGUGGGGGAGAGCGAGCUACGGAGGGAGGGAGGAUGGAGUGAGCGUGGGGUGGGGCUUCGGGAAAGGGGCAGUGAUGUUCGUUUUUUUGCAGUCAGAAAGUUGGCAACCCUGCCAUCAGGCAUCCUUGCAACUAAGUGAAUCUGCCCUCAACUGCAAGUUACAAAAUUAGAGGCCAUUUCUGAAAGUAUAGCCCCAGCUGUUUUGCUUCUAAGAUCAGACUGCUCCAGCAGGGCUCAGGUAAGAGCUAACUAACAUCCUUAGUAAGUAAAAUAUAAAAGACACUGUUCAUCCUUAUUUGAGAGCCUUCUGCCUUUCCCUCAUUAGUUAUAUUCAUUAGUGCUAGCCUUGAGUUUCAAUGGGUUCUGUGUUUUAAAUAUUAUACUCCUGUGCCCAGUUGGAGUAAUGUGCUAAAUGUUCAGCGUGUCUGUACAGUCCUUUUUAAUAAACAUUGUUUCAUGCCAUA